UCGACAAAUACAGUUGUUCCAGUUAAUUUUGCAGGAAUAAUGGUGUACCGAUUGAUCUGGAUUCACGCUUGGCUUAUCUUAAUCAGGGUGAACCUGUCUAAUCAAAAUUCUGGCCUUAAGAAAGAUUUUCCAUUUGGCUUUCUUAACCAGACAAAUCAGAUGUUAUUUGAGGGAAAUAUUAGUGAAGCGUUUUACAAUGACCAAAGUAUAAACAAUAUCCAAACUAUAAACAAUGACCAAAGUAUAAGAUCCUCUUGGUCAAUACCUGACUUCUUUAAAGGCUUGAUGGUCACACGCGUCAUGCCCUUGAUCUACAUCUUCAUCAUCCUCAUUAGUUUGCCCCUGAACAGUUUGGCCAUGGCGACGUUCACCUGUAGGGUUCGAGAGAAGAAACCAGCUGUGAUCUACAUGGCUCACCUGGCGUGUGUGGACCUGCUCUUCACCCUGCUGCUGCCUCUGAUGAUCCACUACCGGCUGAAUGCUUCAAACUGGGUGUUUGGUGAGGCGGCAUGUCGUUUGCUCAGUGCAUCUUACUACGGCAACAUGUACUGCUCCGUACUGCUGAUGAUGUGCAUGAGUGUGGACCGGCUGCUGGCCGUGGCAUUCCCCAUCGCCUCUCUGACCUGGAGGACUGCAAGGAGAGCCACAUGCGUAUGUGUGGUGGUCUGGCUGCUGACGCUCGCUGGCAUAGUACCACUUCUCAUGAUGAAACAAACAACUAAGGUUAGGGGUGGCAUCUCCUGCUUUGACAUUUGGGCAGAUUCUUCAAUGAUGUUAUACUUCUUGGUGUUCUUAGUCCUUCUUUGCAUCUGCUUCGUCCUGCCACUGAUUGUCAUCUUAGUGAGCUACUCUAUUAUCAUAUAUGUGCUCUGUGCUAAACGUGAUCACUCAUCAUCUUCCUCAGACAACCGAAGGAGGGCUGCAAUUAUGGCUACUGCUGUGCUGACUGAGUUUGUUGUGUGCUUUGCACCAUCUAAUGGCCUCCUGUUGCGCCACUGUGUUUCCUUACUCAAGGGUGGCAAUGGGUGGGAUACGUACCCACCUUACCUUUUAGCUGUGUGUUUGGGAAGCUCAAGUGUUUUUCUGGACCCUCUGCUGUACUACUACGGAUCAUCUCAUUACAGACAGCAGAUCCGCUCUGUUUUUGGGUCAGCAAGGCAAAAAAGCUAACGUACCAUGAAACACAAUCACAUGCUCAUACAGAAUCCUCUCAUUUAAGCUGCACUGUAAAACAAAAUAGCCUAAAGAAAAAGCAGAUCUCACUCUGUAGUAAGUAAAUGUGUGAAAGAGAGAAAGUAAAUAGACUACUGUGUUACUAGGCAAAUGUUUAGAGUAAUCUGUGACUGUUGUAAUACUUAAUAUGCAAACUAUCUAUUGAUUGAUCGAUUGAUCAUGGCACCCAUAUCCCUGUCUCUCUAUUCUCUAUUAAUAAAUAAAUAAAUAAACAAAAUAACAAAACCUGAAUUACCAUUCGACUGAAUGUGAUCAUUGAUUUUACUGAUGCCUUGGAUCUACAUUUGCGUAGCUGUAAUUUAAAACGGUCCUCUAGGUGAUGGUGUUUAUCUGUCUACCCAACAUUGGCUAAAUAAACUGUACAACUUGUGGUAGACAAAUCUGUUAUUUAAUGUAGUCUUUUAUUUUAAAUUGGUUAUUUUUAAUUUGAUCAUUUUAACUUUAUUAAACUUUAUUUAACUUUAUUAACACGAUAUUUACCACUAAUUUCCUAAAAGAAACACACAGAGGCUGCAGUUCUCCAGGGGGGUGUUCCAGAAAGCAGGUUAUGUGACAUACCCAGGUAUGUUUAAGGUAAGUAAGCGGAUAAACUCAGCUUUCAGUUCCAAAAUCGGAACUAACUAUCAGUCUAAGUAACCAUAGCAACUUACUCUCUGAAGAUAACCUGCUCCGGAGUAGCUUCUGUUUCCGGGUUAGUUCACUUCAGAGCUAUCAGCGCAUGCAUGAUCUACUGACGAGACUCCAGUGGGCUUGACAGAUUGCACGCAAUAUUAUAUAUUAUUAAAAUAUAGUUAUCAAAUAUACUAUAUAUUUGUAUGAUGUGUUACAGUUUUUCUCAGUCGCUUUGGUGCAUUUCUCGAAUCAUCCUAAAUACUUGUGUAACCCUCAACACUUCAAGACAGCACUGCUUUAAUUUGUUAUUGCCCCUUAAGUGAAUGUGAUGAGAGACUACGCACAGCAUGUGAGUGUCUUAUUUCCUCGAUAAAGAUUAAGCAUUUCUGUUGUGAAGAAUAUUCUUUGAGUAUAUGCUUUAUUGUUACAUACACAAGCUGAGAGAGUUGCCGAAGUUUAAGAAAUACUUCUCAUUCCUUUCUGUGGUUCAUUGUUUUCCAAUACAUUCUGGUGAGUCGAUUUUGUUGUCAUUGUAGUACUAUCUGAAAACAAUACCAGUCAGAGUGUGAUUGUAUUGAAGGAAAUACAGUUAAAUUAGUGUGUAACUGUGAUGUAAAGUUGAUAAGAGAGCAGCUAAGCGCAGCUAUAUGGUGCUAGCUUUGCUAAUCAUGGUGAGCACGCGGUGUCCGAUGCCCCAUAUGAAUCAUAUUUUUUCCCACGUUUAAGUGGAACUGUUAGCGAUUUAAGAUGUAAUUAAUUUUGUUUAUUUGAUCUGUAUUUUGAUUUGUGUUUUGUCACAAUGUGUGGAAAAAAAGAGCUUAAAUCAUAUUUAUUUCCCAAACUUUAUUUUGUAUUAUAAAAAGGGACAAAACAUGCAUACAGAAUGUACAAAAUACAUUUGACUUCUCUCAUUAGUAAUGGUUUAAAUGUUCUGACGAAGUUGUUGUUAUUAAUUUGAGAUGUACACUUUUUUCAGACUGUUUUUUUCCCCUUGACCUAUUCGUUGGAUGAUGAUACUGGGACUUGAGUUCUCUGAGUAGUUCCUCCAGGAGUGAGUUCCUUUCAAACAGACGUCUAUCAGCUCUUCAUCUCGUCAUCUAUCAACUCUUCAGUUCUUCAUUCAUACAUCUUUGAUAAACUGAAUGCCAUUCCUAAGGGAGCGAUAGGACUGAGACAUUUCUUUUACACGCACAUCACAAGGAACUGAGUUUUUUCAAAGUUUGGACUCUCCAUUUAUUUUGGGUCACAGUUGUGCUGAACUGGUUUAUCAGUUUCCAAGUGUAAUUAUUGCUGGGUAUUGUGUUAUUGUACACUGUUGGUUUCAUCAUUUUUUUUGAAGUGCCGGGAAACGGAAGCAUUCAAAAUAAUUGCUUCAAAUACACUUUCCUGGUUAGCAUAACGUUGUGUGUGGUGUUACAUUUAUUUAUCCCCCUCCCCCCCGGGGGAAUAAGCCGGGGUUACAUUUGCAAAGAAGUAUGUGCUUUUCUCAAAACAGUUUGUACAAACAGCAUCACACAAUGGAUUACCUGCCUGUAACUUACUCAAAAUCUUUAGUUCAUCUCUCAAAAGUAUUUAUGUCAAUGAACAUAU
Onychostoma macrolepis is the source of this 3435-nucleotide messenger RNA. Its product is annotated as proteinase-activated receptor 1-like. Gene Ontology annotation, cellular component: membrane. The transcript has 2 exons. NCBI's taxonomy places the organism in Eukaryota, Metazoa, Chordata, Actinopteri, Cypriniformes, Cyprinidae. The record is from RefSeq and is a predicted model, not a curated record. Gene Ontology annotation, molecular function: thrombin-activated receptor activity. Gene Ontology annotation, biological process: blood coagulation; positive regulation of blood coagulation; phospholipase C-activating G protein-coupled receptor signaling pathway. Bases 40 to 1170 code for a protein of 376 amino acids.